AUGGUCAAAGUAGAAUUUCCAAAUGAAGAAUUAUCAAAAUAUGAUAUCCAAAAAUGGUUAAAAUCAUACAAGAUUGCCUAUUCACCAUUCAUGAAGAAGGAAGAAUUAUUAGAAGUGGUUAAAUCAAACAGGAAAAUUGUUAUCAACAUCGAAAAAGAAAAAAAAAAGCAAUUAAAAUCCGAAGAGUCAGGAUCAACAUCAACCUCAACUUCAAUAUCAGUUACAACAUCACCUUAUAAAACUAAAUCAUUAGAAUCUCCAUUUAAAAAAUUUAAUUUAAAAAAUAAUUUAUCAAAUCAAAUUGAUGAAAAAUCACAACAACAAUUACAAAUGGAUUUACAAUUAAAUGGUAAUGACAGCGAGGAGCUUGAAAAGUUAUAUCCAAAUUUAAAGAGACAUGACAAGGCAAUCAGCAACCAAAAAGUAAUUAAUGACCUUCACAAUGAUGGUACCAGAUUGUAUGUUUUCUUAUCAUCAACAUUCAAAGAUAUGUCAGGUGAAAGAGACCAUUUAAUCAAAGUUGUUUUCCCAGCAUUGAACGUCAAAGCAAAGGAAAAGAAUCUUACCAUUGUUCCAAUUGAUUUAAGAUGGGGUUUAACAAAAGAUGAAACUAAUCUUCAAGGUCAAAUUGAGCUAUGCUUAAAACAAAUCGACAAAUGUCCAAUUAUGGUUACUAUGCUCGGUUCAAGAUUUGGUUGGGUCGCUGAGGAAUACAAAGUAUCAAACAAUAACGAUGAACAAGCUAAAUGGUUACAAUCUAUGCCACCAGGGCACUCAAUUACAUCUCUCGAGGUACAGUACUCUUUAAUUAACUCUAAACAUUGUAUUGGUACAUUUAGAGAUCCAUCAUUCCAAUCUACUGUUCCAUUGCAACACCAAUCAUCUUUUCAAGUUGAAAAUUCAGAAUCAGAAAUUCUUUUGAAUCAAUUAAAACAAAAACUAAUCGAUAGCGAUAAUUGCAAUGUUUUAGAAAAUUAUCCAUGCAAGUUUGGUGGUGUUGAUAAGGAUGGUAAAGUUUUUGUUAAUCAACUAGAAGUAUUUGGUAAUUAUGUUUUCAACAAAAUUUGGGAAAUUGUUCAAGUAGAGUUUUCAAGUCCAAUCAAAUCAUUAGAAUUUAUCGAAAUUGAAAAUCAGUAUCAUAAAGAUAUUUUAGAAAUUAAAUCAAAUAAUUUUUAUGGUAGAGAACUAAUUCAAAAGAAAAUUAAUGAUACCUUACAAGAAAAACAAACCAAUAAUUUAAUUUCAAUUAUUUAUGGUGAUGCAGGUUCUGGUAAAACUUCAACAUUAUCAAACUUAGCUAAAAACUAUUUAAAGGAUCCACAGUUAUCAAAACAUUGGAAGGUUUUAUAUCAUUUUAUUGGUUGCUCAAUCGAUUCAACUGCAAGUCAAAAUAUUUUAUAUCGUUUUUCAAAUGAAUUAAACAUUGAAUUUAAACUAGGCUUUGAAGUAGUUGCACAAAACCCAGAAAAGCUCAGAAAUGAUUUCCCAGAUAUUUUAAAGAAAGCCUCAAAGCACAAAAAGAUUUUAAUUGUAAUUGAUGAUUUAGACCAAAUGGCAACUUUAAAUCAAGAUCAUCAAAUGGAUUGGUUACCAGAUAAUAGCGACUUAAAUUCCAAUAUUAGAGUAUUACUUUCUUGUCACCAUGGUAAGGAUUGUUGGGAGUAUUUACAUUUACGUCCAGUAAUCCCACAAACCUUCUCUCUUAGUCCAUUAGAAACCAAUGAAAAAAUCUUGAUUACAACAAAUACUCUCGAAAAAUUCUCAAAGAAAUUAGAACCAAAAUUAUUAGACAAAUUAAUCACCAAAUCACAUGCAAAGUAUCCAUUAUUCAUUCAAUUAGCCUGUGAAGAGUUAAGAGUAUUUGGUUCUUUUGAAAAACUUACACAAUUUGUACAAAAGGGUAUUCCAGAGACCAUCAAUCAGUUAUUGUUAAAUAUGAUAUCACGUUUAGAAGAAGAUUUGGGUAAAGAGCUUAUUAAAAAGACCUUGUGUUUCAUUGCUCUCUCAAGAUUCGGUUUAUCUGAGCAAGAGUUAUUAGAUCUAUUAAAAGAUAAAAAGCAACAAACCACAUUACCAUUUUAUGUUUGGGCUCCAUUAUUAAACUCCAUUUCACCAUUAUUAAGUGGUGGUGAUCAUUCAGUUAGAAUUUCAUUCUUCCACAGUACAAUCUCUUCAGUAAUUAUCAACAAAUACUUACCAACUGAAAAAAGUCAAAUCAAUUUCCAAAUCAUCUUGGCAGACUAUUAUUCAUCACAAGCUGAUCCAACUGGAAACAAGACAUGGGCUGGUACAAACUUGAAGGCACUCAAAGAGUUACCAUACCAUCUCCAAAAAUCCAAGCGUUGGGAUCUCUUGUCACAAUUGUUUAUGGAUUUGAAAUUCAUCCAAACCAAAGUUCAAUUGGGUCUAAGUGAUAGUUUAGUCGAAAACUAUAUUGAUUGUCUUGAAGAAAUCAACAGUCCAAGCUUAUCAGGUGAGCGUUGGGUCGGUGCAAAUUUCUCAUCAGUAAAUAAUUUUUCAGAUUUCUCUAGUUUUGUUCAAUAUCAAAUCCAUAACUUAAAACGUUUCCCAGCCAUUACCAGUCAACAAGCUUACAAUUUACCAGAUGGUUCCAUUUGUCACCAAUACUCCUCAAAGCUUUUAGACCAAGAAAAGAGACCAUUCUUUAAAUGGUUAAAUAAAUUACAAUUAAGUGACUACAUUAUCAGUACAUUAGCAGGCCAUAAAGAUUUCAUCCGUUGCGUAUUGUAUCGUGACGACGGUAAAUUAAUUGCAUCAUGCUCUGAUGAUACCACCAUUAGAAUCUGGAGUGGUGAAACUGGCUCUUUAAUGAGAGUUUUCCCACAAGAACAUAACGAUAAGGUUACCCAACUAAUCUGGAGAGGCAAUCAUCUCAUUACAGUCGGUAGAGAUAAAAAGAUUAUUAUGUGGGAUGAAUAUGGUAAAAUUGUAUUAAACAUUAGCGACUUGGGCGGAAACCAUAUCUCUGCUAUCUGGGGUGUUACUGUCAGUGGGGAUAAUCGUCGUUGUGUUACUGCCUCAUGGGAUCACUCUUGCAUCGUUUGGGAUUUAGAAAACAAAACAAAACUUUUCGAUCUCAAAGACCACAAGAAUAAAGUAUCAGCAUGUUGUUAUUCACAUAAUAACCGUUGGAUUGCUACCGGUUGCUGGGAUGGUAAUUUAAUCAUUUGGGAUGCUAAAAAUGGUACACCAAUUAAAACCAUUAAGAUAAGUAAUUUUACAAUUUUAUUCAUCCAUUUCUCACCAGAUGAUUCAAUGUUAUCAGUUAGUUCAGUCGAUACCUUCACACACGUAUUUAAUACUAGUAAGUGGGAAAAGAUUGCAAAAUUAGAAGGCCACGUCGAAGCUGUAAUUUCAUCACGUUUCUCUUAUGAUAAUCAAUACAUAGUAUCAUGUUCUGAUGAUAAGACCAUUAGAGUUUUCGAAACUAAAGAUUGGAGUCAAGUAUCUUUAAUGACAGGUCACUCUGGUAGAAUUAUUUCAUGUGCAUUCCAUCCAAAUAGUAGUAAACUUCGUAUUAUUACUGGUGCCACCGAUAAGUUUAUUAAAAUUUGGGAUCCAAAGAUUGGUCAAAAAACAAACUCAUCCAUUCAAGGUCACAAGAAAUCAACAUUACAUUUGCAGUAUUUCAAAGAAAAAGAUAUUUUAUUAUCUUGCUCAGAAGAUCAAACAUUUGCUGUAUGGAGCGAUUUUUCAAAGAAUGAUUUAUUACAACCUUCUAAAAUAUUCAAAAUUCAUAUCCGUAAAUUCCAUUUCUAUGAAAAUAAUCUCAUCUUUUUAACCAACUCAAAUGAUAUUUAUCAUCUUAGUAACUUUGAUCAAUUCUUUGACGGAAGAUUCGAUGGAAACCAUGGAUUCCAAAGAGGAAGCAAACAACAAGAUCAACAUAGCGAACAAAUUACCAACUUUUCAGUCAAUCCAAGUAAUAAUGGUGAUAUAGCAAUUACAACAAAAGGUGGCAAAUUAAUAAUUUAUAAUUUUAUCGAAAGAAAAGAAUUAUUUAAUGAACGUUUGGGUGGAUCAUUAAGUGAAUGUGUUUAUAACUCUACAGGCGAUUUAUUAAUAUCACGUGACACCAAAGGCUAUUACAAUAUCUUUAAACAACAUCAGCCAAUGAAAUAUAGUUGUAUAUUUAAAUCCAAUGCCCCACAACCUAUUACAGCAAUGGCAUGGAGUUCUAACCAUUUCGCGUUAGCCUUAAUGAAUGGGGAUAUCGAACUAUACACUAUUCGUCCAGUUAUUCAUCUCUGGAAAACCCUCAAAAAUCAUGUAUUCCAAGUCCACGGCUUAUCAUUCUCACCAAAAGGUAAAUACUUAUUUUCUGCCUCUUAUGAAAAACAUUCAAUCCUUUGGGAUGUUGAAACUAGUCAAGUUGUCACCGCUUUCCCCCUUGGCAGUAUUUCAACAUCAAAUGUUGUUUUCUAUAUUGAUAAUUUCAAACAAUUAUCAACAGUCGUUUCAGAUUAUACCGGUAAAAUUCAUAAUUUAAGAAUUUUACAUAACGAAGAAAAUUAUUAUGAUAAUUAA
Dictyostelium purpureum is the source of this 4548-nucleotide messenger RNA. RefSeq lists its product as uncharacterized. Gene Ontology annotation, biological process: telomere maintenance via recombination. The record is from RefSeq and is a predicted model, not a curated record. The coding region runs from base 1 to 4548 and encodes 1515 amino acids. Gene Ontology annotation, molecular function: telomerase RNA binding; protein binding; telomerase activity. NCBI's taxonomy places the organism in Eukaryota, Evosea, Eumycetozoa, Dictyosteliales, Dictyosteliaceae. Gene Ontology annotation, cellular component: telomerase holoenzyme complex. The transcript has 3 exons.